UUCCCAUCCCAUUGCACAUGGGGCUUUCAUUGGAGGAUGUAGCUGCUUCAUCGUUUCAGAUGCCGCCAGGCUGGGCAGCGGCAUCGGAUAGCCGCCAUCCACAGCAAAUGUAACCGGGAGGUAGGCAGGUACUGUCGUUUGGAACUAUCGUGCGCCGUUGUGCUCUCAUGAGAGUAGAAAUGCUAUAUGUACCCCCCGAACCCCAUCCUUUCCUCCUCUACGCACCUAGGCAGGCUCAACGGGAACGUUUGACCUAGAUCACAAGCGGAUAACCAGUUCUUCAUCACAACAUCAUGAAUAGUCAGCAAAGUGGACUGCUUCCUUCAGAUGCCACUACAAACGCAUUCACGUCGAGCGAAUUCGCCCAAGGACUCCUAAGGGUCCACGCUGUACAUACUGCAAGAGAACAUUCCCAGGUGUCCUCGGGCAACACAAAUCCUUUCACGCGAGCUGAACUCCGGCAAAGGCUCGGAAGUGAGUCUACAGGUCCAGAGAACGACACUUCGAAAGAAUAUGAUCGACCAACCCAAUGGCCUAACGUCAGGAUCAUACUAUAUCCAUCUCCACGCAAGCCCAUGUCUAUCAAGGUCACUCCUCAGGGCAGCUCCAAUACAUCCUCUCAACAACCCGUUAUCCUCGAUGCCGCCGCGGGGCCUGACGGUCCUGCGGUCAGUAAGCUCGCCGUUGAGCAGUCGGGGCGUGAUAUGGGCUUUCAUAUCCUCGUCGAUUCCGUAUGCAGACAGUCCAUGAAUCCGCGGAUGAUCACGUUAGGCGACGCGCUCAACCUCAACCUCUACUGCGAUCCCGGCGGAGACCGCAUAGUCAUCAUUAAUAUGCAUGCGGACUCUAUCAUACUGGAGAGGUUUGCCGGUCAGCAGGAUAAUGUUUCGGCAAUUACACGAUCAGUGAUAGAACUCAAGCCAAGCACGCCGACGUUCCUGGACCCUGGACUGUGGUCCGUCUUUGCAACAGCAGAGGAGCUGCACAUCUUGAAACUUUCUAUCCUUCCGCGCCAGUAUGUCUCCGUCACGGCGGUCGAGGCACACACUCGGAGGCGACAGAGUUCGAAAAGGGUGCUCGAGGCGUCUCAACCAAUGAAGCCGGUCAAGAAAGGGAAGCUGGAGGAGUCCAGCCUCAAGCCUGGGGGUACCAUUGCCUUCCAGGCGGCUCCCGCCUCUGACGACGUGGGUGUUGUCGCUGUGCGAGGAGCAGUCGAGAAGCCGUGCUGGAUCGCUUCAAGUGUCCGUCACCCGUUGGAGCAGCUAGAACCCGGCGCAAAAGCCAAUAUCACCGACCACCGAGAAAACUACACUCUAACGUACUGCGAAACCAUCAUGCUCAUGAAGAACUCGCUGGUCUUCAAAGCUGAGCACUCACGUGUGCCCGGGGUUGCUGUUGUGAAGGUGCUCCGAACGCCAUCGUACCCGGUGUCGUCAGGCAUGCCUGACGAGUCAGCUCCCAAGAUCGUUCACUCAUCGGAGAUGUGGCUUAAGGAGGUCAAAAAUCAUUCCAAGCUCUCUCAGCAUACGGCCAUCGUGAGCCUCUAUGGCGCCGAUGCUAGGUUCUUGUCUCUCUAUAUGGAGCAUGUGGAUGCGCCGAAUCUAGCCUCCUACCGCCUGCAUUGCGGGAACUGCACGCUGGGCGUCGAUGAAGCUAAGCGAAUCCUUGCUGAUAUGUCUUCUGCGAUUUCCUACGUCCACAGCCAGAGCAUCGUGCACAACGACAUCAAGCCAGCGAACAUUCUGUUCAACUGCACCCGCGGUGCUGUUCUCAUCGAUUUCGGCUUAUCGUCCGGGUUGAAGGAUAGUACCGUAUACGUUGGUGGUUCACCCUGGUACGUCCCCCUCGAAUACGCCAUUAACGGUAAGAGGGGGGGGCCUGGCGACGUCUUUGCCUUGGGAGUUGUGAUGCUUUUUGUCCUCCGAAAAAUCCCCCUCCCAGACUUGCGGCCCCAACUGAACUGGAUGAUUGCGGAUGUGCGGAAAGGCGGAGUGAGGAACGCGGCGUGGGACACUAUGUUUCAGUGGCUGGGAAUUGUAGAGAAAGCAUCCCGAAGUUCAGGUGGCCUUCAACACGCCCCGCUAGCGGCAUUGGUCAGAGAAAUGCUCAUCACCGUCUCGAAGAGGAUCAGCGUUAGCGAGCUACUCCAGCGUCAAGGCUUGGAAUAACGAGGCAUAUAUCAAUACAC
Colletotrichum destructivum is the source of this 2188-nucleotide messenger RNA. Its product is annotated as Putative serine/threonine-protein kinase, active. The record is from RefSeq and is a predicted model, not a curated record. The transcript is spliced from 2 exons. Gene Ontology annotation, biological process: mitotic DNA damage checkpoint signaling; protein phosphorylation. Gene Ontology annotation, molecular function: protein serine/threonine kinase activity; ATP binding. The coding region runs from base 294 to 2168 and encodes 624 amino acids. Lineage: Eukaryota; Fungi; Ascomycota; Sordariomycetes; Glomerellales; Glomerellaceae. Gene Ontology annotation, cellular component: cytoplasm; nucleus.